AUGGCCACGGAGCAGCUUCAGCUCCCUUCCGUGCCCAUCUUGCUCUUCUUCCUCAUCUUCACCAAGAGAGUGUGUUCGCCAAGUUCAAAAGCCCCAAGGCAAGAAACCCACCCCCCCGGCCCAGGGAAUCUGCCUCUCAUCGGAAGCAUGCACCACCUGGUCCCCCAGCUGCACUUCCGCGCACUCCGCCACCUCGCUCGCAAGCACGGCCCCCUCAUGCUCGUCAGGAUCGGCCAGGUGGACCUUGCGGUCGCCUCCUCACGUGAAACCGCCGAGGAGAUCUUACAGAAACAAGGUGCCACCUUCGCUUCCCGUCCCGAGCUCGCCGCAAAGCAGGUGAUUCUCUAUGGCGCCUCCGACAUCGGCUGGUCCCCCUUCGGCCCUUACUGUAAGCAGCUGCGCCGGCUAUUCUUCACGGAGCUACUCAGCGCCAAGCGCACCCGUUCCUCUCCUCCGUCAUGA
Molecule: messenger RNA, 462 nt
Organism: Musa acuminata AAA Group (dessert banana)
Lineage: Eukaryota; Viridiplantae; Streptophyta; Magnoliopsida; Zingiberales; Musaceae
Product: cytochrome P450 71D6-like
Exons: 1
Coding region: 1-462 (153 amino acids)
Molecular function (GO): heme binding; monooxygenase activity; oxidoreductase activity, acting on paired donors, with incorporation or reduction of molecular oxygen
Source: RefSeq, a predicted model, not a curated record